AUCAGCAAGAAAGCUGUUAGCCUUAUAGAUGCAGAAUCAAUGUAUUUUGGAAAGGACAUGCUGUGUUGUUGGGAGGGAGGAGAUUCACUUUUGAUUUCUGUACCUGUAGAUGUGGCAGUUAAGGACAUGGCUUAAUGGUGGAUUUGGCAGUGUUGGUUUUAUGGUUGGACUCAAUGAUCUUUAAGGUCUUUUCCAACCCAAGUGAUUCUGUGAUUAAUGACUUUGACCUUGAUAAGUUACAUCUCUUUGUUAGGUAUUAUUCUACAUUGGUAAGAUAAUGCUCACACUCUUGCUGCUUAGAAGGGCUGUUAUUAAUAAUAAAUUAAUAGGUAGGAUUGUAAGUAUUCCUGCUGCUGAUUCUUCAGCAAAGAAAGACAAAUUUAGGGUAUUGUAUAUCUUUUGUGUCCUAAUGUACUCGAAAGUGUCAAAUCAAAUCAAAAUGUCGGAACAGCACAUCUCAGUCUUUGACUUAUUGCUGUAGUGUUUUCGACCAGAGAGGAAGCACAGGCUGAGAUCAGAAGGCACACACUGUUUGGGGGAGUCCUGCCAGAAAGCACACUGCAGGUUUCUGCCUGGAGUCUUGUCAAAGUGGUGUUUUUCAAACAGCCAUAUGGUUUCAGUUUGAUGGGGCUUAUCAUCCAGAACAUUCCAAAGGACUGGUCUAAGCUGUACCUUUACCAAAACUAAAGAUAAACAUCUGGCAACAUCUGCUCUCAGUUUUCCAAGCACAGUGGGACAGGACCCAUCAGUGGAUGGACAGGCAUCCCACAUGGAGAGGGGGAAAGGAGCAGGAAACGUGGCAGCACUGUGAGCUGAGACAGCCUGGACAGGGACAGCAGAAAUAAGGGGAAGAAAGGAUGUGGCAUCUGAUGCAAACUAACUUUGGACACACUCUGAACUGUGUUGUACUGCAGUAUAAGCACGUGCUGUGUUAGAACCCACUUGUACAGCCAGCUGUAUGAGAUAAACUUGACUGUAACCAUAAACUUGAGUAACCAUUAAACAUACAGAUGCCUUUUAAAUUGAGACUUUAAAAGAUGUUUCCUACUACCCCUGAAAACUAUCUGUAAGUUUCCUGCAGGUUUCAGACAGCUAGGACUUCCUCCAAGUAUCAGUUAGGCCAGCACUGCCACUCUCUUCUCCACAGAAACAAUCAAACUCCCCACAAAACAAACAAACAAACAAAAUAAAAAUCCCCAAACAACAAAAACCCCACAACAACACCAGAACACUCCAAGAUUCAAAUUUCACUGGUGUUGCCUUGUUUUGGGGGCUACCAAAAAUCCCUGAGAGAUGCUCUAGAAUUUCAUCACCAAGAUGUGACCUAAAGGCAAGUCAGGGGGUAAUUAAGGUUCUUGGAAGAUGUUCUUGUGAAUCUUUUCCUUUGUUCAGAGUGACUUGCAACCUAAGUCUCCUCUUUUUACUGCCUAAUGAUGAGAAAUCACAGCCUAAACUGUCCUGCUGUACUCCUGAUCUGCUUCAGAAACUGGACUGUUUGUUCCUUUUGCUUUUUCUUUGAACAAAUCUUAAACAAACAAACAAACACAAUGACAAAACCACCAAAAACCCACAAACACACUUUAUUAGCCAUGAAUCACAAUUUCUGACUCAUCUGUCAUACUCCAAUUUCACCAGCUGUUAUCCAGCUGCCUUCUCUGGCUUUGCAUAAACAGAGUCUGAGCUCCUAAUUUCUGGAAGUAAUAGUUUUCUCAAAUAAUUGGGUCAGCUUUCUACAUAUAUUGUAGAUGAUAAAAAGGUGACAGUGUGGGAGACAGUGCCUGAAUACUGUUUCAAAUAUUUGGAACUGCAGGGCAAUCUUAGAGACUGGGAAUUAAAUUGUACCUUCUUGCCUGCUGCUCCACCUCACUCCACCUCUUGGUUUGUACAGGAUUUUUGUGCCCCUGGAAGACCAGGACAUCUAGACCAGGCAGCUGAGAAGUGAAGGGUUGAAAAUAACUUGAGAUUUGGAGCUGAUGUAGAAAACGCUCAGAAUGAAAGGCAAACUCCCAUGUCUCCUCCUGCUGGUGGGAGCAGUCGUGACUACCCAGUGCCAGGGCUUACUCACGCGUUUCAGACGGGGAGCCAGACCCAGAGCUGUUUGCAAAGACAGUUCCUCUGGAGAAGUGUUCCAGCACGGGUGGACCUGGCUGAGGCUGGCAGGGAGCAGGACAGAGUACUGUAGGUGUGACAGCGGGCAGAGGCGCUGCCACACGGUGCCUGUCAGAGCCUGCACUAGAAAUAAAUGCUACAAUGGGGGCCAAUGUUCACAGGCAUAUUAUUCCCCACAGCUCUUCAUCUGCCAGUGCCACCAGGGUUUCUCAGGGAAGCAGUGUGAAAUAGAUACUGAAGUUAAAUGCUACAAAGAUGCUGGAAUAACAUACAGGGGUACAUGGAGUGUGACAGAGAGUGGAACUGAAUGUUUAAAUUGGAAUAGCAAAGACUUGAUGGACUGGACAUACCAUGGCCAAAGAGCAGAUGCAGCUGAGCUGGGAUUAGGCAAUCACAACUACUGCAGAAACCCAGAUGAGGACUCCAAACCUUGGUGCUAUAUCUAUAAAGGGGGAAGGUACACCUGGGAACACUGCAGUGUGCCCUCCUGUUCAAAAGUUUCAAGCACCAGCUGCAGAUCUGGGAGAGGCACAGAUUACCGAGGCAGCCACAGUGUUACCAGUUCUGGAGCUACCUGUCUGAAGUGGAAUUCUGGGAUCCUUUUCAACAAGCGAUUUACUGCUUGGAGAAGAGACGCUUCCCAGCUGGGCCUUGGGAGUCACAAUUUCUGCAGGAAUCCUGACAAUGACAGCAAGCCCUGGUGCCAUGUCCUGAAAGGAACUCAGCUCACAUGGGAGUACUGCAAUGUGCCUACUUGCUCCAGCUGCGGCGAGCGGCAGCGCCGGGCCCGGCAGUUCCGCGUCCGAGGGGGCUCCGCCGACAUCGCGGCUCACCCCUGGCAGGCUGCCAUCUUCACCACCUACCGCCGCCUGCCCGGGGAGCACUUCCUCUGCGGGGGCACCCUCAUCAGCUCCUGCUGGGUGCUGUCAGCUGCUCACUGCUUUGAGGAACGCUUUAGUACAAAUCAGCUGAAGAUUGUGCUGGGCAGGACUUCCCGAGCCACUCCCGAGGAAAAUGAACAAAAGUUUGGAGUGAAGAACUACAUUGUCCAUCCGAGAUUUGACUCAGAAAAUUUCAACAAUGAUAUUGCUCUGCUGCAGCUGAGCUCAGAUGCAGGAACCUGUGCUGUUGAGACAGACACCGUGAGAGCUGCCUGCCUCCCCACACCAGGGCUGCAGCUGCCUGACUGGACAGAGUGUGAGAUCUCUGGCUAUGGCAAAGAUGACGAAUUCUCUCCAUUCUACUCGGAGCAGCUGAGGGAGGGUCAUGUCCGGCUGUUCCCGGCCAGCCAGUGCACGGCCCAGCACCUGGACAACCGCACGGUCACCGACAACAUGCUGUGUGCAGGAGACACCAGGAACCUCGAUGAUGCCUGCAAGGGCGACUCUGGAGGGCCCCUGGUGUGCCCGAAGGACGAGCGGAUGGUUGUGGUUGGGAUCAUCAGCUGGGGCAUUGGCUGUGGCCGCAAGGACGUGCCUGGUGUUUACACAAAUGUGAAUCGUUACCUGGGCUGGAUCCAGGACACCACGAAACCCUGAGAAAGAAACAUGAACUCUUUGCAGUCUUGUGGCCAUGCCCUCACAACCUCCUUCUGUGCCUUAAGGACUUCAAGGGCUUCCUGUUUGUCCACAGGCUCGUGACUUUCAGUACAAGGGAAGACAAACUGCAGUGUGUGAGAAGGGCACGUUCCCAAAUUACCCUCCUGUCCUUAUCACAGGUUAUCAGAAACUCAUCCUCCUUUCCCCCCAACAUCCCCAAGCUUUCCACUCGCAUCAAAUCACAUGAGUACCAUUUAAAAUUAGUUUUGGACCGAAAGAAUAAGCCAAGAGAGAACAUCAUGCAUCCCUGAAGCAGAUAUGUUGUUUUGGAAAUGGGUGUAAACUGAAGGCAAAGAGGACAGAUCUAAUUUCCUGAAAACUUCAUUUCCCUCCUUACUUGGCUGUAAAAUUGGAAGACAUUCCAGUCAGACUUAAGCUCUGUCCUUAUAACAUUUGACUUGGGUAAUUUAAGCUGGUUUCAGCUUGACUCCAAUAGAAAGAACAAAGCUGUAGGCUUGAGCUGCUUAUUUCCAGAUCAAUAUACUACUUGCUUUUUCAGUUUGGAACUGAUUAAUUAACCAAGUCUGAGCUUAAACUCUCUGAGCAAAUCCAGGGUAGCAUGCUUGUUAGGACAUUCUGUUCUCCCAGUUGCUUUUCCUCCUGGUAAAGGAAUGGGUAAAAAUAUUAACAUCAGCCUGAUCUGCCACAGAAUCAGUGCAUACUUUUUGACUAUUAAAUUUCUGUGCAUUAUCAUCUGAUAUGAAAGCAAAAACUCUCUUUUCGGUGCAGUGGGGCAGAACAAAGGACAAGUGGAAUGGCAGCAGUUUAAAGCGCCUGCUAGAUUUAUAUCCACAAGUAAAAGGCCAAAUCACAUGUCACAAGGCUGCCUUUGUCCUUUAAGAGCAGCCAGGGCAGGUACAACCAAUCCCCAUGAACCAGACCCUCAGUAAUCAGCUUUACUGCCCUGCACUGCAGCUGCCAUGUGACACUGAGUGGCAUCUGUGCACACCCGAGGAGUGAAGCCUUUGAAAGCUUCUCCUUUGUCCAGUUGCUUUAUAAAGAGAAAGCAGGUGUAACUACUGUUUUACAAAAGGAAAACGUUAUCCUGAGGGAACAAAAGGAGUUUAGCUUUAGUACCAGUUGUAGCCAGAACACCAGUCUGUUGUACUUGGGAAACUCAAACCAUUGUAACUCCAAAUGUUUACUCUCCCAGCUUUAAGGAGCUCUCUGAGAACAGACUAGCACAGCAUCCAGUCAAAUACAGAGCCCUGCUAUGAAAGUACAGAGGAGAGAUGUGGUGAGGAUGGUGAAAGGCAGGUUGUAAAUGGCAGCUUUACAAAUGGUCUGUGAUCUUCCAGCUACCAGCUUAGAAAAUGCCUCAGAGAGAUGAUCUCUAAUGCCCUCAGAGCAAUGGUGGUGUAAGUCCAGUCAGUUCAACAACAGUGGACAGGGAAAAAAAACCCCAAGAUGUUUUUUAAUGAAGAGUCACAGUUCAGGGUUUUGGUGUAAAUUUUCUUUUUAUUGUUGAUAUUUUCAUUUUAUUAAAUAUUAAUGUUGAGAAAAAUACAAAUUAAUUUCCAUUCAUCUCCCCUACACCAUUUCCAAGUGCUCUUGUGCCUCACUAUCCUGGCAUUCCCUGCCAAAUACCUGCAGCCUGUAAAACAGCCAAAACCAUUCCACUGAGUAACACAAGUAAGUAUCCUCAGGAACACUUUUGUUUUGCCAUUCAAACAGUCUAUUAAAUUCAAUAUUUGAACUCAAUGUGACCUAACAGCCACCAAUAAAAUGUUUCCAUCUUUA
Chiroxiphia lanceolata (lance-tailed manakin) is the source of this 5447-nucleotide messenger RNA. RefSeq names its product plasminogen activator, tissue type (gene PLAT). Lineage: Eukaryota; Metazoa; Chordata; Aves; Passeriformes; Pipridae. Gene Ontology annotation, molecular function: serine-type endopeptidase activity. Bases 1992 to 3647 code for a protein of 551 amino acids. Gene Ontology annotation, biological process: smooth muscle cell migration; plasminogen activation. The record is from RefSeq and is a predicted model, not a curated record. The transcript has 14 exons. Gene Ontology annotation, cellular component: extracellular region.